AUGCUGCGAGUUCAAGAACAAAGGCGCUCGUGCGUCGAGUACCAGCGAGACCACAGGAAGGACAUCACAGAUGAGGAGCGGAAGGCGUUCGAAGUGCUGUGGGCGCGGGACGCAGGGGCAGGGGAGUACGUCGUCAAAGACAAUCCGCCUGAGCUCAAGCGGAAGAACCUCAUCGAUUUUGCGCAGUUCGUCCGAGUGCGCGGCGAGAAGGCGUACAAGAGCAGAACGGAGGCGGACGCCCCGAUGACCCACGCGGCCUUCCUCAUCUGGGCGGUUCAGGUGCAGGGCUUUUCGAGUGAGGAGGCUGACGAUUGGUGGCAAGAGCUGAAGAACGACCGCAACAUCGACAGGGAUAGCAAUGGUCCUCGCGGGCGGUUUCAAUUGUACAUCCCCAGCGUGGAGAGGCGCAUAGUGCGAGGCCGUGAACAAUACGAAGACAACCAAGCUGUCGAAGGCAACAACAAGAACAAGAAGCCGCCAGAGGAGUACCGCGCCAUGCUGGAACGAAACGUUCUUCGGCAAGGUGUGUCUUUCGGUGACGGUUUCUUGUCGAUGAGUUCGAAGGGCGCCAUCGUUGGCAUGAAGCGGCAGAUGGACGAGGAGGCCAUCGGCGUCGACGAGGGUGACGGCAACAAGCGGGGCAGGGCUAGAAAGAGAACGGCCGCUUUCGAUGCCGCGGGCGGCGAGGAUAUAUCAUCGGCCAAGACGAAGGCUUUCGCGAGGUAUGAGAAGGAGGUCGGAGUCGCUUCUGCCAAGCUCUUGGAUGCCACGAAGAAGGGUAAGUCGGCGGCUUCAACGUUGCUGGAGCACCGAGUCACGCUCGGGUGCUGCAGUUCAAGCACGAGGUUCGCUCGUGGCCUGAUCGAGGUCGCGCGACGCCUUUCGGGUGCGGACGUGGGCCUGGUCAUCGCCAAGUGGAGUUCUCGUGGAUCUGGCGAUGCGGCCAGCGCGAGCCGCGUGAGCGAGGCCGAGCUUUCGACGGAGAGGGUGGCCGAGAUACAGGGCAUGACAACGCGCGAUUUCUUGCAGGCGGAGGAAUUCCAGAGGUUCGCGUUCUGGGCGCCGGACCAGCUGCAGGAGUUCCAGCAGUGCGAUCUGCUCGACUCGCCCAUGGACGAGCUGGAUUUGGCCAGCCUCUUCGAGAUGUCUGGGCCAGCCUUCCGCGAGUACACGUCGAAGGUCGAGGCGGUGCUAGCGGUCGCCAGGAUGACCGCAGCAGGCAUUGCCAAGACGGCAGCGGAGAUGGCAGCCCACAUCAGGUCCAAAGCGGGCCAGGCGCAAAAGGGGCGGCGCAAGAAGGGGCAGGAGGCGGCGAGGGCAGAGAUUGCUGCCAUCAGGCAGCGGGCUCAGGAAGCGGCUCGCGCCGUCGCUAGCGCGCGGGCGCGAGGCAGGAGCGGCCCGACCCGGUCGAUCUUCACGGCGGAGCACGCGCUCGCGGAGAUGGUGGAGGCGGUGAAGUGGACGGGCCAGUUCGACGUGGACACGCCUUCCGCGCUCGAGCUUCCAGACGCAGUGCAGAGGGCCUUGGCCGACGCGGACUUCUUGCAGACAUCAGCCGUGUUUGCAGCGCAAUGCAAGAGGAUCGAGUCGGUGGCCAGCACGGGCCUCGGGCAGUCCCAGCUUACCGACAAGUGCAAGCAGGCCGUCUCGGCCGCCAUGGUGUCUAUGGCUCCCCUGGGCGCGAAGCUUGAUCUGUCCGUGGCGUCUAUUCCAGGUGGCGACCAGUUCGAGGCGCAGUCGUGGCUGUUCGGAUUGUCGCCGCAGAUGCGUCGGGUGGUCUUCACGCCGAACUACGCGGUCGAUUUCAUGCUGAAGGCGGUUCCGGAAGUGUUCCCAGGCGUGGCUGCGGAGCAGGAGUUGACGGAGUCGGUCAGCAAGCUCACCAACAUCAGGCCCCUCGUCGACGCGGGGGUGAGGAUGUGGCGGCAGACGUUGCAGCCUGGGGCGGCGUUGUGCAUCCCCAUGGGUUUCAUUUGCGUGGAGGUGGCUUCGGAGCAGCGGCAGGUCCACUACGGCGUGAGGAAGAGUUGGUUCACGCACACCGCGGCGAGAAUCAAGCACUACUUGCAGAUCUUGGGCAUGAUGAAGAUCGGUCCUGCAGGAGACGGCCGCAUGGAGAACAUCCUCAGGGCCAUGAGGGGCGCUGCUGCAGCAGCCAGGUCGGCGGCGCCCGAGCCGCUGACGCCUGUGAAGAAGGAGCAGUGGGACGUUAUGUCCGCCAAGCUCGGCGAGCUUGUCGACUUGACGGCCGCGGAGCCCAUCUCCGUUGCCGACGACUACUUGUGA
Molecule: messenger RNA, 2286 nt
Organism: Prorocentrum cordatum
Lineage: Eukaryota; Dinophyceae; Prorocentrales; Prorocentraceae
Source: the annotation of a GenBank genome assembly